AUGCAGGGCGAGAGCGCUUCGGUGCCGAGACAGUCUCGGAUGGCUCGCUACAAGUUCGUGAGCAAGCUCGGCAAUGGCACCCAUGGUUCGGUGAAGCUUUAUCGAAACACAAUCACCAGCAGAUUGGUGGCGAUCAAGAAGAUGAGGCGACACUUCCAAAACUGGGACCAGUGCAUGCAGCUCAACGAAAUCAGGAGCCUGAAAAAGCUGUGCAGCCACGCGCAUCCCAACAUCAUCCUCUGCGAAGAAGUAAUCAAAGAGAACAACCGCCUUUAUCUGACUAUUAAGCAGUACGUCACCUACGCGUCGCAGCACAUGGAGGACACUCUGCACCAGCUCAUCGAGAAGCGAAAGGAGCUGGGUGAGCCCUUCCCCGAGGCUAAGAUCCGAAGCGUCAUGUAUCAGAUACUGAAGGGUCUAGAGUUCAUGCACGAGCGUGGCAUCUUCCACAGAGACCUCAAGCCGGAGAAUCUGCUCUACACCACUGAGACCAUCAAGCUGACCGACUUGUGCUCUGGGUCUCAGCACUAA
Molecule: messenger RNA, 531 nt
Organism: Acanthamoeba castellanii str. Neff
Lineage: Eukaryota; Discosea; Longamoebia; Acanthamoebidae
Product: intestinal cell kinase
Exons: 7
Coding region: 1-531 (176 amino acids)
Biological process (GO): protein phosphorylation; intracellular signal transduction
Cellular component (GO): nucleus; cytoplasm
Molecular function (GO): ATP binding; protein serine/threonine kinase activity
Source: RefSeq, a predicted model, not a curated record